GUAACUUUAUUUAUACGGCAAGCUCAUAUUUACAGUGGAUCCACAGCCUCAACCAUGGAGCGACCUGCCUUCUGGAAAGUGCCUAGAGACCUCGACCAGUACCAAGUAUCAGAGGGAACGAGUGAGUCGAGGACUUUCGACCAACCUCAGCAACAAAACCCUCCUGGGGAAAAACCCGCCCUUUCUGCUUUAGCGAGUUAUUCUCUUGGCUUCGCUAACCUCGGAAUCAAGAACAACCCCAUAACCACCGUGAGAUCCACAGAAGACGCUUGUCAACCUAUGAUAAGUCCUCUUGCUAGUCCCUUAGAGAAACCUGCGUUAUCCGCACUCGCAACACAGUCUUUGGGCUUCGUAGAUCUUGGGCUGAAGGUCCAGCCAGGCUCGGCUGGUGAUGGAGUAGUGCAAAGAGGUGACUUGGUCCGCAAGAUCUCCGACUACGACAGCCGCGACAUCCGUCAUCAGGAUGUCCAGACGCUCUUCAAGAACGCGGGGCCUUCCAUCAAACUGGUCAUUUCCAGGGAACACAAGGGUAGUGCCCCCGUGAGUAUGCCCGGGUCUCGCGCCAGCAGUGUGCCUCCAACGGGAGCUCUUCCUCAGCCUCCCAGCACCCUCCGGGAGUCUCCGUACAUCAUGGCCAGCCUGAACCCCGCUCUGGUCAACCAUCCUCGUCCAUUCGCCGCCUCCCCGCAUCGUCAGGAGCUCGAGGACGAGAUGCAUCUUGUCGUUGAACAGCCAUACCGUACAACCCCCCUGGUUCUCCCAGGAGCUAAGGUGAAGAAGGAUGAGUAUCCGACAGAAUCGUACCUCCGUCACCACCCCAACCCCUCCAUGAGAGCCCCCCCUCCACCCCAUGGUGUGCCCUUCGAGGUCAUGCACAAGCAAAAGGUUGCAGAAUCAGUUCUUCAGACGGUUGUCGGCGACGACCCAAGAAAAAAGGUGGUGUCCCAGUUCAACUCUCCAAUUGGACUGUACUCAGAAGACAACAUUGUAAACACAAUUGCACAACAGACAGGGGCUACUCCGGUUGUUUAUCCACCACCAGCCUGGUCCCCGAAUAGGCUGAGCUACAAGAAGACGGUGGUGUACGACCCGGCCAAGUCCGAGACCUACAAGGCGUUAAAGGAGUCAGAGUUCGGUGACACCGUUCAGGAGAUUCCCACCCCCGUGGAGCCUAAAGUCUUCUCUCCCGCCAAAGUCAAUACCAAGAAACUUGAACAACUCCUCAGGGCAAAGACAACGCCUCACAGAUCUUCACAAGCCCACGCAGUCCCCGGCCCUGUCCACAAUGUCAACUCCGUUGGUCACCAGGACACCAUUCAGCAGAGCAACACGUUCAAGCGGCUCAUGCACAUGGUGCUAGAGGAGGAGAGCUUCUGAGCUAGCGAACCAGCAAAACUAGCGAGCUAGCAAACUCACCAUACACCGGGUGUGGCCAUCAUCUUCUUGCAUACUGUUAUGUGUUCACCCUCGAUAUUGUAAAUUUAUUUAUGUAUAAAAUAAUUACACUGUACAGGUAGAUUAAACCAGUAGCCGUUGGAAAAGUGUAAAAGUAAUUUUUAUAUCAGGAGUAUUCGGUUAGCUGUCCGUUGGUGUGCUGUGACUAACAGGGAUGCCUGUGAUCCUAAUAUUAACACAAAGCCAAAUAGUUUUAGUGAACAAAUAUCUACGAAUAUUUGCCUGAGUGUAAGUUCUAGUCAUGCGUUGACCUCUUCACCGUCACAAGAGGCCAACCUAUUAUCUGUAAUCGUAUUAAUUUAUUUAGGUUAUUUUUGUUUAAGACUCGUUAAGUGCUUCUUGAGAUAAAAAGUAACAUUUUCGGACGUGUAGGUAGAUUCUGAUUCUUUGCAAAACUUUGUGAGCUACAAAUGUUUAUUUUUAUUUAUCUAUUUUUUCUACUUGUUUUAAUAGGUGAACAAGCCAAGUUUCGACUGAUUGUGAAGCCAUAUUAAGGUGUAAAUUUGAAUUCUCAACCUCACUAGGACUGUUUCUACUUUAAACGAUGAUGUUACCAUUAAAUUAUGUAAAAAUGUUAUCCUGAUAUGUAAAAUAUUUUAAAUAAACUGUUAUAGUGUUA
Molecule: messenger RNA, 2074 nt
Organism: Macrosteles quadrilineatus (aster leafhopper)
Lineage: Eukaryota; Metazoa; Arthropoda; Insecta; Hemiptera; Cicadellidae
Gene: Zasp66
Product: PDZ and LIM domain protein 3
Exons: 13
Coding region: 55-1377 (440 amino acids)
Biological process (GO): actin cytoskeleton organization; muscle structure development
Cellular component (GO): filamentous actin; adherens junction; Z disc
Molecular function (GO): actin binding; muscle alpha-actinin binding
Source: RefSeq, a predicted model, not a curated record